This is a messenger RNA of Geodia barretti, 423 nucleotides long. The record is from the annotation of a GenBank genome assembly. NCBI's taxonomy places the organism in Eukaryota, Metazoa, Porifera, Demospongiae, Tetractinellida, Geodiidae.
AUGGCAAAGCAGAUUGUUUACGGCGACAACGCACGGCGGAAGAUCAUCGAAGGCGUGAACCAGCUCGCGGACGCCGUCAAGGUGACGCUCGGACCGAAGGGUCGCAACGUCGUGCUGGACAAGAAGUUCGGCUCGCCGACCAUCACGAAGGACGGCGUGACGGUGGCCAAGGAGAUCGAACUCAAGGAUCCGCUCGAGAACAUGGGCGCCCAGAUGGUCCGGGAGGUCGCGAGCAAGACUUCUGACAUCGCCGGUGACGGCACCACCACCGCCACGGUCCUGGCGCAGGCCAUCUAUCGCGAGGGGGCCAAGAACGUGGUCGCCGGCGCGAACCCGAUGGAAAUCAAGCGCGGCAUCGAGCGCGCGGUCGAACGGUCGUCGACGAGCUGCGGUCCAUGUCGACACCCGUCAGCGGCAACAUGA